GGAAAAUGUUAGCCUGGCUUGUAUAAAUAGAUAACGUUGGGUUAUCCACUUCACCCAUCCUCGUGCAUCACAAUUAAUAUUCCACUUCAACUAAUUAAAGUCCAUGGCUAGCUUCCGAUCUUCUCUCCUGCGGCCAUUAACACCCAUGUUCUUUAUAAACUUCUUGAUGUUCCUCUUUUUUCUAAACAAGGUGACCUCAACAGACACUCUCUCUUUCUCUUUCACUGAGUUCGUGCCAAACCAACGAGACUUAAUCUUCCAAGGUGAUUCCCUUGUUAGCUCAACAGGGAGGUUGCAACUCACCCAGAUACAGGACGGCCGCCCAAUCUUUAACUCGAUCGGCCGAACUCUCUAUGCGGCCCCGGUUCACAUUUGGGACAGCAAAACAGGCAACAUGGCCAGCUUCGUCACUUCCUUCUCCUUUAUCAUUAACGCACCCGACAGGUCCAAAACCGCUGAUGGCCUUGCCUUCUUUCUUGCACCGGUUGACACCCAGCUCCAAAAUCCUGGUGGUGGACUACUCGGACUCUUCCCCAACCAAAAUGAAAGCAAGUCAUACCAAGUCGUCGCGGUUGAGUUCGACACCUACUUGAACCCUUGGGAUCCCAGCUUUGAACACAUUGGAAUUGAUGUCAACUCCAUUCAAUCAGUGAGAGGUGUAUCGUGGGAAUUGGAGAGUGGCCAAGUAGCUAAUGUUGCCAUAAGCUAUCAAGCUUCCAACAAACUCUUGACCGCCACUUUGAUCUAUCCUUCCGGUCAGGCCAAAAUCGUCUCUUCUGUUGUAGACUUGAAGAGUGUCCUUCCUGAGUUUGUUAGAGUUGGUUUCUCAGCUUCCAGUGGACUCAGUCAAAACUUUGUUGAAUCACAUGAUGUUCUUUCAUGGUCUUUUGAAUCCAAGUUACCACCUGGUAGCAAAGGUGUUGCUUCCAAUAACGUGCAUGUUGUUUCCAGCUCUGGACUCGAUUCCAUCUAGUAUAUAUAGUUUUGAAAAUGUUAUGUGAGUCCAUGUGACCGAAAAUAAAACUACCUUAAUAAGACCUGCAACAAUGGUUAUCUGUGCACCGUUCAUAUGUUUCACAACAGUAUAUAAAGUAAUGUCACAGUUUAAUGUAA
This is a messenger RNA of Lotus japonicus, 1113 nucleotides long. Its product is annotated as seed lectin-like. Gene Ontology annotation, molecular function: carbohydrate binding. The record is from RefSeq and is a predicted model, not a curated record. The transcript has a single exon. Lineage: Eukaryota; Viridiplantae; Streptophyta; Magnoliopsida; Fabales; Fabaceae. Bases 104 to 973 code for a protein of 289 amino acids.